UUUCGCUGCGCGGCGUCAUAUCAUAUCAGAGAAAAAAACAAAAGUCAGCCGAGAAAAUAUGACUUCACACGGCUUCGUCGGGUUUUGUCUUCGUGUUGAGCUAACAAACUGUGGUCAAGAACUGAGCUCCUUUUAGUAAAUGAUGACAGAAAUGAAGCCGCUCAGAGUAGCUGCAGCUCACCGGAAAUGAACAAAAACACGUCGCGUGUUUUAACAUGUGGCCUCUCUGUGGGUCUGCGCUUUUUCUCGGACACUUCUGGAAGAGAAAUCAUUGAAAAUGUAUCUGAUGUUCAGCAGCUCUCGAAGCAGGCGACGCUUUAUGUACACUGGCCGUACUGUCUCAGGAGGUGCUCCUACUGCAACUUUAAUAAGUACAUCCCCAAACGCAACAAUCAGCGCAUCAUGACGGAGUGUCUUCAGCGAGAGACGGACACAUUGCUCCAGCUCAGUCAGGUGUCCUGCAUCACCUCUGUGUUUUUUGGGGGCGGGACCCCAAGCCUGGCUCACUCUUCAACAAUUGCCGCAGUCCUCGAAACUGUCUCAAAGCACACCUACCUCUCAAACACGGCAGAGGUCACGCUGGAGGUCAAUCCUACUCCUGCUGGAAUGUCAAAGUUAGAAGACUUCUGCUACGCCGGAGUGAACCGUUUCUCAAUCGGAGUCCAGUCUCUACACGAUGAAGACUUGACAAUUCUGGGGAGAGACCACAGUUCCCUUCAGGCCUUGCGGACUGUUGAAGAGGCUCGCAGGCUGUGCUCCGGCAGGGUGUCGGUGGAUGUGAUGUUCGGAAGGCCUAAGCAGAGUGUGGAAUCCUGGGAAGAGGAGUUAUCUGAGGUGCUGAGGGUGUGUGACAACCACGUGUCUCUGUACCAGCUGACCUUGGAGCGAGGCACCCAGCUCUUUAAACAGGUUCAGCGGGGGGAGGUGACCGUGCCCGCUGACGAUGUGACUGCAGCGAUGUACCAGUGUGCCAGACGGACACUCCAGAAGCACGGAUAUGUGCAGUAUGAGGUGUCCAACUUUGCAAGACAUAAUGCGUUCAGUCACCACAACAUGAGCUACUGGAAGGGGAGGCAGUACAUCGGAGUGGGCCCAGGAGCACACGGGCGGUUUGUUCCUGUGGGGUCGGGUGGUGCUGAGCGGGAGGCUCGAACCCAGACUCUGGAGCCUGAUGUGUGGAUCCAGGAGGUCCUGCAAAGAGGCCACGGCACACGCAGGAGGAUUCCACUCAGCCAUCUUCAGUUACUGGAGGAGGUGUUGGUGAUGGGAAUGAGAAUGACGGACGGCAUUAAUCAUCAGCAGCACUGGCAGUUAUUUAGCCCUCAGGUGGCCCUCUGUGAAGUAUUUGGUGCGUCCACUGAUGUCCAAGAACUUUUAAAGGCUGGGCUACUGAUCCUUGAUGACAGGGGUCUGCGCUGCUCCUGGGAUGGACUGGCCUUACUGGACAGCAUACUGCCAGCUCUCUUGCUGGAACUGGAAGGACAAAUCUCUCAGCUCCAUUAAGGGACCAUGAAGUGAAAGGAGAAAUGGAGAGUAACUAUAAUGUUAGAAACAGGACCCAGGUCUCAGCAGUCAGUCAGUCAGGGUGGUAGGAAAUGUAGUAAUAAUAAUAAUUUGAGGAGGCAAAUCUAUCAAACAUUAGUUUUUAAUUCACUGUGUGACACUUUUUCUGUGUUUAGCUGUCAUGGUAACUCAGAGCACCACUAACAAUCCUUUGUUCUGGGCUCAUGACUGUAAUAAAAAACAAUUUUGAAUUUUACACUAACUAGAGCAUCACUGAUCAAAUAACACACCUUCACAGUGGGCCAAUAGUUCAUUGACACUUUAUCUCAAGUAAUGAAAAAAAUUAAGGAUGUGUGACUGAAGUGACCUCAUGUGACUAAUUUUGGUUCUUCCUUAACUGCCUCCAUGUUUUGCUAAAACUAUUUUAUGACUUUUUGUAUAAUCUGCUAACAAGCCAGGCAAAAUAAAUACACAAUCUCACUAGCAAUGGUAAUAAAAAAGUGUAUAAGUAUGUCAAAAAUCUGCUCAAAACGGUUACGCUGACACAAAAUAAAUUUUAACAUAUUUUUACAGAUGCCGUGCGCG
This is a messenger RNA of Thalassophryne amazonica, 2088 nucleotides long. RefSeq names its product radical S-adenosyl methionine domain containing 1 (gene rsad1). The transcript is spliced from 9 exons. NCBI's taxonomy places the organism in Eukaryota, Metazoa, Chordata, Actinopteri, Batrachoidiformes, Batrachoididae. Gene Ontology annotation, biological process: porphyrin-containing compound biosynthetic process. Gene Ontology annotation, cellular component: cytoplasm. The coding region runs from base 187 to 1503 and encodes 438 amino acids. Gene Ontology annotation, molecular function: coproporphyrinogen oxidase activity; 4 iron, 4 sulfur cluster binding. The record is from RefSeq and is a predicted model, not a curated record.